This is a messenger RNA of Olea europaea var. sylvestris, 1347 nucleotides long. RefSeq lists its product as uncharacterized. Gene Ontology annotation, biological process: DNA integration. Gene Ontology annotation, molecular function: nucleic acid binding. The record is from RefSeq and is a predicted model, not a curated record. NCBI's taxonomy places the organism in Eukaryota, Viridiplantae, Streptophyta, Magnoliopsida, Lamiales, Oleaceae. The transcript is spliced from 2 exons. The coding region runs from base 1 to 1347 and encodes 448 amino acids.
AUGAGCUUAUACUGCUUGAAAGUGCAUGAUCUCCAGAGAAAGUUCAAAAGUUGUGAAAUUGUGAAAAUUUCUCGGGUCGAGAAUUGUAAGGUCGAUGCCUUGUCAAGAUUGGUGUUCAUGGGAAUAGAUGGGCUUGACAGGAUAGACCACGUUAGAAUUGUAACCGAGCCAAGCAUCAAUCAGACCAUAGGCGUCAUGGAUAUUGAUAAUGAGCCAUCGUGGAUGGAUCCAAUAGUGGACUUCAUAAAAUAUGGCCGUCUUCUAGAAGAUCCUCGAGCAACGAGAAGCAUCCGGUCCAAAGCUUCGAGGUAUUGCAUGAUUGAAGGAGUUUUAUUUCGCAGGAGCCUCACACUUCCAUACCUCAAAUGCCUUAGGCCUUUCGAAUCAUCCCUGGCCCUAGAAGAAGUUCAUGAAGAAGUAAGUGGGAACCAUCAAGGAGCUUGGGCAUUAGCCUUCAAGCUCAUAAGGUAUGGAUAUUAUUGGCCGACCAUGAAGAAAGACGCCCAGGAAUAUGUCAAGAAGUGUGACAAGUGCCAAAGAUUUGGCAAUGUCAUCCACCCUCCCGCAGAGGACCUCACUAGCAUUAAGUAUUUCACUAAGUGGGUGGAGGUCGAGCCUUUAGCAACAAUUUCAGAGCCGAAGUUAAGAAAUUUCAUUUGGAGAUCCAUCAUAUGCAGGUUUGGGAUACCGAAAGUCCUCAUAACUGAUAAUGGUAGGCAGUUUAACAAUGCACAAUUUAAAAACUUAUGUUCCAACCUAGGGGUUGAUCACCGUUUGACGUCGGUUUCCCAUCCUAAUAGUAAUGGUCUCGCCGAAGUGACCAAUCGAAUUAUAUUGCAGGACCUCAGUACAAGGAUCGGGGAUGCAAGAGGUUCCUGGUCUGAUGAGUUACCUUCCAUACUUUGGACGUAUAGAACUUCCCACAGAACUGCAACGGGUGAAACCCCCUUCAUGUUGGCUUUUUGUAUUAAGGCCACCAUCCAUAUUGAAGUCAGGUUGCCCAGCCAAAGAAGGCUUGAGCCUGAAGAUGUAGAGUGCACCACUGAACACCUCGACCUCUUGGAAGAAGUUCGUGAUCAGGCAGCUUUAAGAAUGGCCUCCUACCGAGAUAAAAUAGCAAAGUACUUCAAUAAAAAAGUAAGGACGCAGAGAUUAAGAGCCGGAGACCUUGUGUUAAGAAGAGUCGAAGCAGCAGGUCAUGCCCCAGGCAAGCUAGGACCAGUUUGGAAAGGGCCCUUUGAAGUCAUACGACAGCUCCAAGGAGGCGCAUAUAGUUUAAGGGAUACAUCAGGAAGACCACUUCCAAGACCAUGGAACACUGAGAAUUUAAAGAUAUAUUACAAAUAA